This is a messenger RNA of Scatophagus argus, 5048 nucleotides long. RefSeq names its product ankyrin repeat and SOCS box containing 13a, tandem duplicate 2 (gene asb13a.2). Gene Ontology annotation, molecular function: protein binding. The coding region runs from base 108 to 950 and encodes 280 amino acids. Lineage: Eukaryota; Metazoa; Chordata; Actinopteri; Scatophagidae. The record is from RefSeq and is a predicted model, not a curated record. The transcript has 6 exons. Gene Ontology annotation, biological process: positive regulation of protein catabolic process; protein ubiquitination; intracellular signal transduction.
GCUCCUGCCGUAUGUAAACAUGACCGGAACGCGGCUGUUUACAAACAUCUCGUGUCGCUAUUUCUCCGUUAACGUAGUUCCUACGGCGCGGAGGAAACCGACAAAGGAUGGAAAUUGAAAAUGCUCGGCCAUAUUUCUUCGGAGAUAUCGGCUGCUGGGCAGAGAGAACAGAGGUGCACAAGGCAGCGUCCCUCGGCCAGGCCUCCCAGCUGCAACACCUCAUCCGGGGCGGUGCUUCGGUCAAUGUGGUGGCGGUGGACUCCAUCACACCCCUGCAUGAGGCCUGCCUCCGCGGACAGGCCGAGUGCGUCCGCCUGCUGCUGGACGCUGGAGCCCAGGUGGAUGCGAGGAACGUAGACGGGAGCACCCCGCUGUGUGAUGCCUGUUCGGUUGGUAGCUUAGAGUGUGUGAGGCUCUUGCUGGAUCAUGGCGCCAAGGCCAACCCUGCCCUCACCUCCCGCACUGCUUCGCCCCUGCAUGAGGCCUGCAUGGGAGGAAAUGCAGACUGUGUGAAGCUCCUAAUUGCCAUGGAUGCUUGUUUGGAGGCGUACGACCUUUACUACGGGACCCCGCUGCAUGUGGCCUGUGCUAACGAUAACACAGACUGCGUUAAAGUGCUGCUCAAUGCAGGUGCUAAAGUGAAUGCUGCCAGGCUACAUGAGACUCCGUUGCACCACGCUGCCAAAAACAUGCGAGCUGAAAUGAUAGAGGUACUGGUGGAGUUUGGGGCCAACAUCUACGCCAGAGACCAUCACGACAGGAAACCUGUCGAUUACACCACGCCAGGCUCUCCGUCCGCAGCCUGCCUGCGGUUUUAUGAGGCCACUCCUAUGAGUCUGCAGCAGCUCAGCAGGUUGGCAGUGAGGAAGAAGUUGGGCACCAGAGCUCUGAAGGUCAUAGGUCAACUGCAUAUACCGAAACUCAUCAUCAGUUACCUGAGCUAUCAGUGAGUGUCACCUGGAGCAGGAGCUGGAUCAGUGCUCACAGAGAGAGCUGCAGCAAUCCGAGCAGAACACAGCAAAGGUGCCACCGCAGUAGAUACGAUAAUAGUAGACACACAGUUUGGUUACAAGCACAGUAUUUUCACUUGACUCUUUUCAAAGUAACACUUUCACCUCAGGACUUAAUACAAGGUUGAACAGUGGAGUAACUCAUCUCUUCUACUGGAUUUGUUUUAAGUGCUAUAUUUGCCCAAAUAUAAAAUUAUUUCAUUUAGUUUAUAGAGUCUAGCAUAAUUACUGAAUUACUAUAAUGCCAACACUUUAGGUUGUCAGGCUAAUAAGCAGUUUUUGAUUAGCAGCACUAAAAAAAAAAACUCCUGUCUGUCUGUUUGGCUCAUAGUUUGGCAGGUUUGGCUGCUUGUAGGGACAAAACAGUUUCCUAUGUUGGGGUGUUUUUUUUUUUUAACAUUUUGGGAACCGCUGCCAUAAUGGCCUCACUCUAAAGACCUGGACGACAGAAGCCUACAGUGUUUGACGUUGAGUCGAUAAACUCCACACAGAACUGCACUACACUACACUAAAAGUCAUAAUAAUGACACUUUAAGUUUAAAUGUGAUUAUAAUUACAUUUGCUAAUGAUUAUCUUGGAUGUCGGUCUGUAGCGUACUAUAAAAUUACUGCCUUGUGUGACAGAAGGUGAAAUAUCAUAGACAGGGGUCUGACCUGUGAUGUGAAACCUUCCUCGGACAACUUCUGAUGUUUAAUCGCCUAAUCUGACACAAUCUCGGGAGCCAAAAACACACUCGUGAAAUAUCACUAACUUUACCUAACAGAAAGCAGUGUUUUCAACACAUACUACAGAGAGCAAUGGAAAGCAGUUUUGUCCACAUUUCCUGUGAUUUCAUCGGCUGUCGGCAAAGUCAUAGUGCCUAAUUGUGUCUUAUGACCAUUGUGCAUACUGGUAGGGUAUGGAUGGUUAACCUGCUGACAGCAGAUAAGAAUCCUAAAGUUAAAAUCUAAAUAGCAGCUUCUUCCAGACAAAGCUGCUCCCUUUGGUUUCCUUCACCAGAAACUGUCUCAGUGACUUGGUAAACAUGAGCACCUCUGUUUUUUUUUAAGCAGGGUUGGUUGCUGCCAAUGGGAGCUUCAUUUUGUAAUCAGAAUUAUAAACUGCAACCAUAAAAGUCUUAAAUAGCAUUUAGUGUUUGCCAUUUAUAUAAGCGUAACUUGCACUACAACAGAAUGCUUCUAAUAUUAGAGAGAUGGUUAUUCAUUAUUUGAACUGGAGAACUUGUCAGAGCUCAGGGAGGGGAAGAAGACAAAUUGCAGAGUGUUUGGCUGCGGAAGAAACAUUUUUUUUUUUUUCUUUUUGUCAAGUAAAGAUUUCUGGAUUGAAUCCCGCAUUUGCAAAUGCACGCAUGUCACUAAACCUGCAGGUGUGCUGUACAUGCUAAGCUGCAGUUAAAAUGUGAAAUAUGAAUUUGACAUUCAGAGGAAUACCAAGCAGUUUUGUUGUCACCGCAGCACUCAGAGUGACACACUCCAGAAGCCGCUUGGCUUCAUCUCAGGUUCCUGUGAUGCACAGCCUGCGCCUGGCGAAGGCCUUUGUUUGAUACAGACGCUGAAGCUUCAGUGAUGGCUUCCUAUUUAUAACUGUGUCUGCUGCUUCACUAAAUCUGCCUACAGAGAACUCACUGAGGUCCUUGUAUUUUUAGAAGGAGCUGCGGGAAGUUGUUUAUGAAUUCCAUAAAGUGCUUUAGUUUGCUUUAUUGGCUCUCAGCUAAGUUGACAUGACCCAUUUUGGAAGUUUCAUAACUUUUAUGCAUGCGUGGAGGUCGAAUCAGCCCAGACACUCACUUUAUGAUUUUGUUGACUGAAGCUGAACAUAAUUUACUCCUUAAUAACAGAAAGCUGGAGGAUAAGUUGUGUUGUAGCAGAUUACGCGAUGAAGUUUAUUUGUGGCUACACAGAAUUUUUUCAGUUUAGGUUUGAUAUUACAGAUCACAGAUGUGAUUUGUAAUCUCUCUGUUUCUCCUCACACUAAGACAUUCAGUAAAUCUAACAGUUUAGUUGCUGUUUCUCUUCCUUCUUCUUCUGCUUCACCUUUUUCUGACUGGCAGGUGAAAGUUUAGCUGCUGGAGAUGUGAUGUCUUUGUAGGAAGUCACAUUCCGUCUUUAACAUUUAACUUUGUUUGUAAAGUAAUUCAGAUUUCUCAGGCUUUGCUUGUAUUAAAGCUACAUUAGGCCAGAAUUUGAUAUGAAAAAUCACAAUAAACGGGGUCACUGUUGCUUAUAUGGUUGGCUCUGUGCUAACAGAUGUUUCCAGAGCUAAUCUACAGCUUAUCACAUAAAGGCCAGACUGCUGUAUUGUUUAGUCCAGACAGUGUCAAAAAAUUGUAAAAAAUGCUCAUCAUAAUUUCCCCUUGCUUGCCCCUUAAAAACCUGGUAUUUCACAAGUGAUCAUAAAAAAAUAAAGGUUUUAGGCUUAAAUUUUGCCAGUUUAUCCAAAAAUCGACAAGUCGAGCCAAUGAUGAAGGUAUUUAGGGAGUUCCGGAGAAUGACAUGCGUCCAAUGUCCCCGGCCGGCAAGGAAGACUGAUUUGUGGAAACUGUUUUUCACAGUGAGUUGAAGUCAGGGGAACAUAUUGUCCCAACAAAGCACUUAUGGUGCACUUUCAAAAUAUUCGGUUCUAAUGCAAAGUGUGUGUUCACGGCUGCACACUGUAGUAAAUGAGGUAAAACAUAUACAAACACUGGUAUGGUCCUAGCCAUUAAUCCAAAUCCCAAAUAAACAAAACAGCAGUGAGCAAAUGGCAUUUUUCCUUCUUACCCUCUUUGCCCUUUGGUAUAAAACAUAAAACACCACGCACGUGCAGUUUACUGACAUCACUCUUCAGGAUUCUUGGGUGUUUUAAUUUCACAGUUUCCAGACCCUUUGCUUCUAUCUGGAUCUGCCAGCAGGAAAGGUAACCUGGCAGAGCUUUAAAAAGCAAGAGGCCACCUGUCAGCUCUCAUGGACUUCUGCACCUAUGUGUUUACUGUUUGCCUGACAGGUCAGGUCUUUACAAAGCAUUGGAAAGCAAUAGUUCAUGUUUUCAGACCCUCAUCCAAAUGUCUUAAUUCACCCCCCUCCCCCACUCAUUCGGCUCUCUCCCUAAACGUGCCCUGGCUGCACAAUGCUGGCCUGAAUAUGGAGCCCGUCUGCUUCACUCCAUAAAUAUGCCAAGCUCUUGUUUUGUUCAAUCAAAGUAUAAAUUCUGCCGUCUGGUUCAUUAUAAUCUUAACCUAUAAACAGUCUUGGUGCACAUGGAGCGUUCCCUUUAAGACUUGUUAAAGUAUCUGACCCUGAUUCCGAUGGGGUUUCGACUUACGGCUUAAAAUAACCAGUACAAAACAUGAUUGGUUUCAAGGCAGUUGAAGGCUGCACAAGGGAUUUGGGGAAAAAAAAGCAGAUGAGAAGAGGGCAGGCAUGCAGGGAAUGUCCACUUAUCUAAGAUGAAAAAUGGACUUUGUUCCAUAAUAGGAAUGUUGAACAAAUGACUGGUUGGUUUGUUUUGAAACGUUCCUGCUGGCUGGUCAGCAUAAACAGAACUGGCCAUUCUCUUUGAUUAAUUAUUGUCUUAUUAAAGUGAAUAAAGUCAGAUUCUGCUCUGAUGUUCAAAAGCACACAAUUUAUCUGUUGAAGGUGAUAAAUAAAACUGAUGAAUAUGUUUGUUUAGUAUUUAUUGAAUAAAUUGUACUGUUGACGAGUUUGUUGUCCUCACGUCUUUGCAUGACUCAGACUUUCAUACAAAGGUCAUGAACAUGUUUUUUUCAUACCCUGCCACCUGAGUACAUGAAUGCUGGACUGUAUGUCCUCAUGGUGGCGUCUGUCUGUCUGUCUGUCUGCUCUCUGUAAAUGCAAUCCAGGAACAGAACAUGAUGGAUACUUCAUCCUGACGGCGUAGCUUCUGGAUAGUGCUGUGCUGCUAAUGCAAGAUACAUGUGUAAUAUUACUUCAGCUUUAAGUCCAUUAAUCUUAAACAUGAUCCAUGUUGUUCAGACAAACAUAACUAUAAGGGAUUAUGAAUAUGCUACUCUAAACCACAAGGAAAUGUAUACAAAAUGAU